Messenger RNA from Centruroides sculpturatus (bark scorpion), 818 nucleotides. RefSeq lists its product as uncharacterized. The coding region runs from base 113 to 661 and encodes 182 amino acids. NCBI's taxonomy places the organism in Eukaryota, Metazoa, Arthropoda, Arachnida, Scorpiones, Buthidae. The record is from RefSeq and is a predicted model, not a curated record. The transcript is spliced from 2 exons.
CUCUCAGUAUUAUAGAGAAACAAUAAAAUAAUUGUGCAAUUGUUAAGAGCAACGUUACAGUUUCCUAUUCAGAAACGUUUUGUCUUGGUGUGACAAAAAGAACCUGAACAAAAUGCAUUUAAAAAAUUCUAAUUUUUAUCGGAGAGAACUCAUUCUCUGUGGAUACAAUCUGAAAAACAAUAUCCACAUUAUUGAGAUCUGGAGUCGAAGUUUGAAAAACGCACCAUUUCGAUGCAGAUACUGCAACAGAACUUUUGAUACGAGAGAAGAGUUACGAAAGCACAUUAAUGAGGUGCAUGUAAAUCCACGUAACGAAACUAGUUCAGGUAAAUCAUUGAAACGCGAAGACUUCAGAACAUACGGAGAAUUCUUUAUCUUGUACCAAGACAAAAUUUUGCAUGAUUUAUUUUUCGAGAAAAUUUUUGCAAUAUUUACAAAAUUACAAACCGAUUUCGAAAAUUCCAAGAGAUUGAGUUCACAAAACAAAACAGAAGAGUAUUUUAAAGCUGUAUCAAAAGUUAUAGAUAACAAUGAUAUGAAGGUUGAGGGUCCCGAGAAAAAAGAGAACAUUAAAGCAGAUGAAAAGCCAGAUUCAGCAGAAAGCCGUCAUGAAUUCCCUCCGGAGAGGGUAGAUAGCAAACCUGAGAUGGGCAAAAUUUAAGCUAAUUAGAAAUUCUGAAACGUUACUUAUAUUUACAAAAUUUUUAUUAUUGAAGUGCUGUCAACACGUCCUUUACUUUUCUUCCGUUUACAUAAUUAACUUUAAAUUUGGUGAAACAUUUUUAAAAUUCUAAAUUAUAAAAAUUGUAACUUUGACA